AUGAAUAACAUUUUGCGAGACUCUGAAGGAUGGAGUCAAGGUGCAAGGGAAUCAGUAGCGAGCACGUCACGACAUUCUAUUUCUCCUCGUUCAGCUUCAAUUCGCGUUCGAAUUCGUCCUCAUGCACCUUUGCCCCAACAGCCUCUACUAAUUCCAUGCGUCGAACAAACAACUCUGAUAGCAUUCAAAGAACGUAUAACGACACUACUGAACGCCAAAUCCGAUUCAUCCAUUGAUUCAGCAAAGAUUCGCCUAGAGAUUGAUGGAUAUGUAAUUGCAGAUGAUUGUGUGGUUGGGGAUGUAGUUCGGGAAACAGAUGUUGUAGAAGUGCAUUUGGAGGAUGGGCAUAGUACAAAAAGGCCUGUGCAGGCUACAAAGGCUAAAGUGCAUGCCAGAUCUGAGUCUAGCGAAAGCUCUACCUCGUCUUCGUCUGCUUCUUCUUCCAGUGAGGAUAGCUCUAGCGAAAGUAGUGAGAGUGACAGCAGCAGCAACAGCAACAGCGACGAACAUCAAAAUGAAGGCACCGCAACACGCACCAACGGUUCCGCCAACGGCUGGGUUCCGCCAGGCCAGGGAUCGAUACGAACUCAGCGUAACAAUGAUAAAAGACGAAAAAGGGCUCGUGCUGAAUUAAAUGCUGAGCGUGAGAAACGAUUGAUCGAAACGAUUAAAAGAGUGGAAAAGCAAGCAUUGGCUGAGGGCGGUUCAGUAGAUAAGGAAACGGAAGAGGAGAGCUUUGCUUUUGAUAAAGAAGGUUAUCGUGCAAUUUUAUCGGAAUUUCAGAAUGCAAUUCAUUCUGCUUCCAACUUUGACAGUACAGUGACAUUACCGCCAGGAGGUGGUCUGCUUGGCCUACCAACAGCAGAUCUUUCGACGAGCAGUACGAUGGAACAAUCAUCGCCAACAGACAAAAUGCGAAAGGCAAGACAGCAUCGGCGAAUCCUCCCGCCAUCUCAGAGGGACGAACCUGUGCCUGCCUGCAUUCGACUGACUAGGGUGGACUGUGAUGAGUGUGCAACUCCAUGGCCUGUUGAGGAAUCGGCAGCCCCUAUGGAUGUUGAAGAGAGCGAUAGUCCUGACGGCGGGGAUAUUGCGAUAGCUAAUGCUGAUGCAUUAUACCUCGCAUUUAGAGCUCAAGGUAAAGAAGCACUGAACAAAAUGCGUGCUGAUGAGGAAAAGAAACAAAAGGAAUCCGCCUCUUCAAAGGCAGCCGAAGAGGGGGCGAUCUGGCAACCAGCAACAAUGGGCUUGCCUGCAACAUUUGGAAAGCCAGACGGAUGGAAUGGAAACGAUAUUCUUACUUCAAAAAGUCUUGCUGCUGCUGCUGCUAAAGCGCCUUUGAAAGAACAACAAGAGUCCUCUCCUACGCUAGAUUAUGGCAUUCCAGAACAAGAAAAGACGGAAUCUGCCACAGAAACUCUUGAUCGUUUGCGCAAGCUUCGCGAUCAAGCAAAAUUACAAACAACUUCAUCCACUAUAGACCUACAAGCGAUUCGCCAAGCUGCCUUACGAUCGAUCAGAAAAAAAUUACCCAGCUAG
Molecule: messenger RNA, 1539 nt
Organism: Meira miltonrushii
Lineage: Eukaryota; Fungi; Basidiomycota; Exobasidiomycetes; Exobasidiales; Brachybasidiaceae
Exons: 1
Coding region: 1-1539 (512 amino acids)
Source: RefSeq, a predicted model, not a curated record